Molecule: messenger RNA, 2304 nt
Organism: Drechmeria coniospora
Lineage: Eukaryota; Fungi; Ascomycota; Sordariomycetes; Hypocreales; Ophiocordycipitaceae
Exons: 1
Coding region: 1-2304 (767 amino acids)
Biological process (GO): positive regulation of transcription by RNA polymerase II
Cellular component (GO): nucleus
Molecular function (GO): transcription cis-regulatory region binding; zinc ion binding; DNA-binding transcription factor activity, RNA polymerase II-specific
Source: RefSeq, a predicted model, not a curated record
AUGGUAUCAUCGCUCGUCCUCGUCGCCGAACGGAGGCAUCUGGCCUGGCCUGUUGAUAAAAAGGCGUCGGAAGACGGUGUCUGGGACGACGCAGUGCUGCCAACGCCAUCGCCCACGGAGGCUGCAUGGAAGGGGGCCUCCACAAUGGCGCCCGUGAACACUGGUCAGCUGUCACCUCUGAGCUCGGGUGUCGAGUUGACUGUCGAUGCCUUCUCAGCCGAGACAACGGCGCCGUCGGCUUCCUCCUCCUGCGCCGAUUCCUGGAGCGUCGGGUACGCAGAUCGCGACGAGGGCGAUGAGGAUGCCCCAUGGGAUCUUUGGGAACGAAACUCGGACGAUGCCUUGACGGUGCCAAAGCUGGAAGCCACCGAGGACGAAAUAAACCUUGACGACGUCAAGCUAGCUCCGCUGGUGCCAUCAUCCCCGAACGGCCCCGCUCCGUCGGGAGGCUCCCGUGUCAAGCAGAAGCGGCCCCGUGGUCGGCCCAGAAAACACCCUCUCCUCUCCGCGGACGCUUCCGUCAAGGUGAACAAGGGGCGAUCCAAGACAGGAUGCAUCACCUGCAGGAAGAGGAAGAAGAAAUGCGACGAGGCCAAACCUCGCUGUACGUUUUCGUGGCGGAAACGCGAGCAUGCCAUGGACCCCGUUCCGCUGACACCUACUCGUAGGCAUGAAUUGCGAGAAGAACGCCGUCGUGUGCGAGGGCUACCACGAGAAGCAGAUGUGGAAGAGCGGCAAGGAAAGGGCCGAGGAGGGUACGGAAACACGUCCGCCUGCUGGCCGCCGGCUAACUCGGUGGCAGAGCGGAUUAGGCGAGAGUCCCUGCCAUCUAUCACCAUGCAGCCCAUUUUCCACGGCGUCGAAACGGUCGAGGACAAGAUAUUUUGGAAGCAUUACGUCAACCACUUCAGCAACGUUCUCACCGUCGAGGGUGAAGCGAGGAAUGCAUUCAAGGAUAUCAUACUGCAACUUGCCAAUCACCAUCAGGGCCUCAUGCACUCCAUACUCGCCGUGAGCAGCAAGCACAUGGAGUUCGAUUCUCCCUACGGCGUCAACAUCCUCCUCGAAAACCCUUCGGCAAGUCGAGAGUCCAUCCACCACCGGGCCGAGUACCACCACAGCGAGGCCUUGAAACGGUUCUAUGACGACAUGAACUUCCCCCUGGACAAGGACGACCCUGAGUAUGAAGCGUUUCUGGCUGCACAAUAUGGCCAGAUUCUCUGCUUGCUGCUUCAAACCAGAGCCGAGGGUAACCCUAGGGGCGAGCACAGGUUUCACCUGAAGGGCUAUCAGAAACUCAUCCAGCAGUCGCCUCCGGGUGACACGGUCUUUUAUACGUUUAUCACCGAAUUUUUUCAGUAUCACAUAUACGCCGACGAUCUUCUCUGGCACCCCGAGACGAGGACCGAUCGCUUGACGUCGGAGCACUGGGAACCGUCGGUCCCCAUUGACAAGCCCCGACUGCUCGGGGUUGCCGACGGCUUCCUGCCGUACCUCUCGCAGAUCACGAGCAUCCGCAACACCAUCCGCGCGAACCUGGCCGCUUCGGUCGAUCCUCCCGUUGACUAUAUCACCCUCUUCAAGGCGGUUGAUAUCGACGCGGCCAUCCGCGAAUGGUCUCCGCAAUGGCCGUUGGGUGACAGUCGAGAUCGCGUGGCGCCGCUCUACAAGCAGAUGAUGUGGGUGUAUUUGUUCCGGACCAUUUAUCCACCGUGCUCGCCCCCUUCACGGCGUGCAACGGUCGGGUCACUGCCAGCCGUCUCGUUGAUGACGCCCCCGCCGCAGCGUCGCGCCUCGAUGGCUGCCAGCGUCGGGACUGGGGCAGCCGCCAACAAGCCUGCUCUUGGAGGUCACCUGCCGCGGAGUUGCCCAUCGUCCCGCAACCCAUCCAGGACUUCAUCGAUGCACGAGUUGGACUCGUCCGCCAUCGGCCAAAGUUUUGAAUGCCAUCGUCAACCGUCCCCACCGGCUGUUCGACGCCCUGCUCAUGAAGACGAUCGCGUGACGCUCGCCGUGCAAGAAUCGCUGGCCAUUAUGGAAUCCUUCAAGCCAUCGGAUCCGGCUCUGACGCUACUCCUGAUACCUUGUCUGAUUAUCGGCACGGCAUGCUUCGAGGCUGCGCAGCGCGAUCGUGUCAGAGCCACGGUGAAGGUUGUGCGCGGCUACACAGGACUUCGUAACUGCGACCGCGUAGGCGAAGUUCUGGACAAAGUGUGGUCGCUCAUGGAUCAAGGUGACUGGAUCUCGGUAUGGGACUGGCAGAGCGUGGCAAGAGGGUUGGAGCUUGAUUUUAUUUGCUCAUGA